AGCUUUUUGAUUAUUUCAUCAUUUUUAAUUUAAGACACGUUGCGUGCUAAUAUAUUUCUGUUUAAGUUUACAAAUAUGCUUGUUGCAUGUUAAUACAUUAUACAGCUAAUAAACUUACUAGUAUAUAAUAGCAUCAAGCUUAGUUGUCUUAUUUAUAUUUUUAACUAUGAAUAUUUUUAUAGUCUGAAAAUCGAAAAGGUACUGUGAAAGUUGAAUAUUUAAGAAAUAUAGAAAAAGAAGUUCAAAAUCAAUGGUACAGUAAAAAAAUACAUGAUGUUGAUGCCCCAACUUUAAAAAGUAAAGAUGUCAAAGAAAAAUAUUUUGUCACUUUUCCUUUUCCAUACAUGAAUGGAAGAUUACAUUUAGGACAUACCUUUUCAAUUUCUAAGUGUGAAUUUGCAGCUAGAUUUCAACGAUUAAAAGGCAAAGAAGUAUUGUUUCCAUUUGGUUUUCAUUGUACUGGAAUGCCAAUUAAAGCAUGUGCUGACAAACUAAAAUAUGAAAUUCAAACUUUUGGAUAUCCACCUAAUUUUCCAAAUUCGGACGAUGAAGAUAUUGCUGAAGAAGUGAAUACUGAAAUAAUAAAAGACAAAAGUAAAGGCAAAAAAAGCAAAGCUGUUUCUAAAGGAGGCAAAGCUAAAUAUCAAUGGCAAAUAAUGAAAAGUUUAGGUUUUGAAAAUGAUGACCUUAUUCGUAGCUUUGAGAAUCCAUUGACAUGGUUAAAUUAUUUUCCUCCAUUAGCUGUCCAAGAUCUUAAAAGUAUUGGGUUGCAUGUGGAUUGGCGCAGAACUUUUAUAACUACCGAUGAAAAUCCAUUUUUUGAUAGUUUUGUUCGUUGGCAAUUCUUACGUUUACGAGAAAAAAAUAAAAUAAAAUAUGGUAAAAGAUAUACUGUAUUUUCACCCAAAGAUAAUCAACCAUGCAUGGACCAUGAUAGAUCAAAGGGUGAAGGCGUAGGGCCUCAAGAGUAUACAUUAAUUAAAAUGAAAGCCCUUCAACCUUAUCCUCAAAAAUUACAGUCAUUUAAAAAUAAAUGUGUGUUCUUGGUUGCUGCUACAUUAAGACCAGAAACAAUGUAUGGUCAAACUAAUUGUUGGAUUCAUCCAGAAUUAGAUUACAUAGCAUUUGAAUUAAAAGACGGGAGUAUCUUUAUAUGCAGUGAAAGGGCUGCUAGAAAUAUGUCUUAUCAAGGAUUUACUGAACAGAAUGGAGUUUAUAAAAUUCUUGCUAAGCUUAAAGGACAAGACAUCAUGGGAAUCAAAUUGAAUGCACCAUUAGGUUUAAAUCAGGUUAUUUAUACCUUACCAAUGCUAUCAAUUAAACCUGAUAAAGGGACUGGGGUUGUUACUAGUGUUCCUUCAGAUUCACCAGAUGAUUAUGCUGCUUUACAAGAUUUGAAAAAAAAAACAGCGUUCCGUCAAAAGUACUUAAUAAGUGAUGAAAUGAUACUUCCAUUUGAUCCAAUUCCUAUUAUUGAUGUUCCCGAUUUUGGUAAUUUAAGUGCAGUUACUGUUUAUGAGCAACUUAAAAUACAAAGUCAAAAUGAUAAAGAAAAAUUACAAUUGGCUAAAGAAAAAGUAUAUUUAAAAGGAUUUUAUGAUGGGGUACUUAUUGUUGGAGAGUAUAAAGGUCAAAAAGUUCAAGAUGUUAAAAAGAAUUUACAAAAGAAACUUAUUGAAUUAAAACAAGCAGUUAUUUAUUACGAGCCAGAAAAAAUGAUUGUAUCUAGAUCUGGUGAUGAAUGUGUCAUUGCAUUGUGUGAUCAGUGGUAUUUGGAUUAUGGUGAACCUGAAUGGAAAGCAGCUGCAGAGUUAGCUUUGAAAAAUCUGAAUACUUAUCAUGAUGAAGUGAGAAAAAAUUUCUCAGCCUGCUUGAAUUGGCUACAUGAAUAUGCAUGUUCUAGAACAUAUGGCUUAGGUACAAAAUUACCAUGGGAUGAAUAUUGGCUUAUAGAAUCUUUGUCAGAUUCUACUAUAUAUAUGGCAUAUUAUACUGUUGCUCAUUUUUUACAAGAAGGAACAUUUAAAGGAGAAAAAGGAAAUUGUUUGAAUAUUAAACCGGAACACAUGACACCAGAAGUUUGGGAUUAUAUUUUCUUAGAUAAUAUGACAUAUCCUAAACAGUGUAAAAUAAAAAAAGAUUAUUUGGACUUAAUGAAACGUGAAUUUGAAUACUGGUAUCCAGUUGAUAUUCGAUGUUCUGGCAAAGAUUUAAUUCAAAAUCAUCUGACAUUUUUUAUAUAUGUUCAUUGUGCAAUAUGGGAAAAGAGACCUGAUCUAUGGCCUAAAAGUAUAAGAGCAAAUGGUCAUCUAUUAUUAAACUCUGCUAAAAUGUCAAAAUCUGAUGGUAACUUCAUGACUUUAGAAGAAGCCGUAAAUAAAUUUAGUGCAGAUGGAAUGCGAUUUUGUCUUGCUGAUUCUGGAGAUGCUAUUGAAGAUGCUAAUUUUGUUGAAAGUAUGGCUGAUGCUGGCAUUUUAAGACUUUAUACUUUCAUUGAAUGGGUAAAAGAAGUGUUAGAAUCACUUGCAUCCCUUCGCUGUGGAUCGUCAAACUCAUAUCCUGAUACUUUAUUUAAAAAUGAAAUCAAUCUUAAAAUUAAACAAACUGAAGAGUUCUAUGAAAAACUAUUGUUCAAAGAAGCUCUUAGAACAGGGUUUUUUGAAUUACAAGCUGCUCGUGAUCGGUAUCGUGAAUUAUGUGGAAAUCCUGAUCUUGGUGGUGAUUUUAUGCAUAAAGACUUAAUUUUACAUUUUAUAAGAGUGCAAACGAUUUUAGUAGCCCCAAUUUGCCCACAUGUUGCUGAACAUGUCUAUCAACUAUUAGGAAAUAAGGAUAGUGUAGUUAAGGCUAGUUGGCCUCAAACACAAAAUGUAGAUUCAAAUCUUUUAGAAAGUGGAGAAUACUUGAUGGAGGCAGCACAUUCAUUUAGAUUGCAGCAAAAAAAUAUAUUAAAUGUUGGAUCAAAAAAAAAUAUAUCAAUGACUAAAGAAAAACCAGUCAAAGCCAUAGUAUGGGUUGCUAAAACAUUCCCUCCCUGGCAGACAACUAUACUAGAAACAAUGAAAGAACUUUAUUUGAAAAAUAACAAUGAAUUGCCAAAUAACAAAAUUAUAGCAUCAACAUUGGGAACAAAAGAAUUUCUUAAAAAGUAUACAAAACGUGUUAUGCCUUUUGCUCAAAUGGUUAGAGAAAAAGUUGAAAAAAUUGGUCUAAUGGCAUUUAAUAUUAAAUUAGAUAUUGAUGAGAAACAUAUUCUUGAAGUGAAUAAGACUUAUUUAGAAAAUACUUUGGAUCUUGAAUGUAUAGACAUUAAAUACUCUGAUGAUAAGGAAGUCCCAGAAAAUAUUUGUAAUGAAUGUUGUCCUGGUCAGCCUUUUAUAUCAUUUUUGCCUCCUGAUAAAUCAUUACCACUAAUUUUUGUAAACCCGCAGCCUCAAAAACCAUUUUUCCAAAGAAAAAUUCCUGUAUAUAAUGAUGACACAGUUUAUAAAAUAAUUAAAAGAUUAAAAAGAAUUGAUCAAAAAUUAACAUCAUAUAAUAUAAUAUUGUGGCGGUAUUGUGAUCCUGUUAUGGGUCCUAGGUCAAUUCCCAAUUAUUUACAACCUACAGAAAAUCUCAAAAUCAUGAAUUUGGAAACUAAGAUAAAUAUUGAUGUAUUAAAAAAUAACAUUGAAUUUACAGAUGGUAAUAAAAAACAAUCAUUAGGAAACACCAUAGUGUAUAUGAUCCAGUAAUAAUAUUGUUUGUUUAAUUUAUAACUUAAUAAUAAUAAAUAUAUGUAUAUAUUUAAA
Messenger RNA from Daktulosphaira vitifoliae (grape phylloxera), 3791 nucleotides. It is a transcript of the gene LeuRS, whose product is annotated as leucine--tRNA ligase, cytoplasmic. Gene Ontology annotation, molecular function: aminoacyl-tRNA deacylase activity; leucine-tRNA ligase activity; ATP binding. The transcript has 19 exons. The coding region runs from base 345 to 3734 and encodes 1129 amino acids. Lineage: Eukaryota; Metazoa; Arthropoda; Insecta; Hemiptera; Phylloxeridae. Gene Ontology annotation, biological process: leucyl-tRNA aminoacylation. The record is from RefSeq and is a predicted model, not a curated record.